This is a messenger RNA of Symbiodinium pilosum, 2049 nucleotides long. The record is from the annotation of a GenBank genome assembly. NCBI's taxonomy places the organism in Eukaryota, Dinophyceae, Suessiales, Symbiodiniaceae.
AUGAAGCAGCACCGAUGCACACAAGGGGCCAUACCUUUCUUGCAGGCACCUGAGGCAUUGGCCGCGCCAUGGCCGAGGAUGGUGGUGCCUCUGCAGAGAUUAGCGAGCGCCAAUGCCGCACCCACACCUCCCAUCCUGCUGCAGCGUGCAAGCACGACCAGCGCAGGGCACGCAGUUGCACCACCAGCACCAUGCCAAGCAUUGCAGAGGGCCAGCACUGCAGUUGCUGCAGCAGCUCCUGUCCUCAGCCGCUCCUGCACUUUGACGCUGCCAGGCGCGUCUGUACAUGGCGUAAUCGCAGCGCCAACCCAAGCAAGCAUUCUAAAGCGAACCGGCACAGUCACCGUGGCGGAGCCUGCUCCACCGGGUUCUGCAACUACUGCUUCGGCGCUGCAGCGCACUGGGACCGUGACGUUGCCAGAACCAGCACAAAGGCAAGUCAUGGCAGUGGCUGGACCAGCACCCACGCCUGCAGUGGCGCAACAGCCCACGCCUGGUGGUAAGUCGAUCGUUAUGACGCAGGCAGCGGCCAUGAGGUCGGCACCGCUUCGCAAACCGACAAAGGACGACUUGCCAGAGGUGGGUCGGCUGCUCUUCCAGUCGAUGCUGGGACCUCUGCAGGUUCCAGAGGAGGAUCGACAGCUUCGCCUUGUAGUUGCUGGCUUGAUGGGCUCUGGGAAGAGCACCCUCUGCCGCAUGCUGCGGCACCUUCUUGGAGGAACAUGGAUUAACCAGGAUGAAUUUGCGGGUCACAAAAACGCGAAGAAGGCAUUCCUCAAAGCGAUAGCCGACGCAGCGUCUGAUGAUUCUGUCCCUGUGCUGCUGGUUGACAAGAUCAACACCGAACGGCAGCACCGGAACGGCAUCGUGCAAGAGAUGCGGAAAGGACGUCCAGGUGACAUCAUCUUUGUGCAAAUCAAGCAUCCAGACGAUUCAGGAGGUUGGAAGAAUACUCUCCAAUGGUGUGAGAGCCGGAUUGCCCGCCGAGGGUCUGGACAUCGCACGUUGAUGGCUGACAAUCCGCAGCUAAAGUCCAUCUUGCAGAGGACAGCUCAAGCAGCAGAACCUCUUGACAAGGAGGAAACCAAAAACUUCAUGGCCAUACUUCGUGUGAACAUGGUGCAGACCUCUAUCGUGCAGGUCAUGAAGUUGCUGGGCGAUCUUGAUGAGGUUGGUGUCUUGGAACCCCGCUUCGAGCUGGCUGCGCUGCUACAAGAGCAUCGCUUGUUGCAGGCGCAGGAUGCGGCGAACAAGGCAGAGCGAGAGCUGGCUGGCCAGGCAAAAGAGGCCAAAGGGGCAAAGGGCAACGAGGAGAAAGCGAAGGGGCCUCCGCCAGUUUGGUACUGGGCAGUGCAGCUCGAGCAGGCGUCGUCGGAGCUCCUGUUGAAGCGCUGGGAGCAGGAGGAGGACUGCGCUCAGGCGACAGCUUCUGGCAUUUCCAUGGCGAAGGAGCACCAUGUCACCCUGCUUUAUUUAGGUGGUGGAAAGGAUGAGGAAGUUGCGGUGAGGAACCCGAAGCUUAAUGGACCAGCCCAAGUUGCAUGGCUGCGGGACGAGUUCAGGCGGCGUGAAGGUGAGAAGGUCAACAUGGACAUCGGGAGCAUCGUUUGGGAAGAAGGUCGCAUUGCUGCUGCUUCUGUGGCGCUUCGCGGAGGCGUUGAACAGCUUUGCGCGAACAUCCACCCGCACAUCACUCUUGGAACAGCUCCACGUGUGACGCCGGUGAAGAGCAAUGAGGUGCUUGCUCGCCGGUCUGCGACGUUGGACUUACAGACAGGUUUACAGGCAUGGCUUCAGCAACUCAGUCUCUCGCAGUAUACGGACCGACUUGCUGCUUGGUGCCGUGACAUGGGUGCCGCCUCGCCGGAGGAACUUGCGGAGUUUGCAGCAGAAGCUGCAGCAGCUAUCGAGACUGAGGAUCUCGAGUCUCAGGAACGAGUGGCGGAAGUGCUGAAGCGUGCAGUGGAGCGGCCGUUGAAGGAGCUGGUGCUGGCAAACCCUUUGCAACUGAGCGGCGUCAUCCAUGGAGUCUCAUUGAAAAGAUCGUGA